This is a messenger RNA of Lathyrus sativus (Indian pea), 5130 nucleotides long. Lineage: Eukaryota; Viridiplantae; Streptophyta; Magnoliopsida; Fabales; Fabaceae. The record is from the annotation of a GenBank genome assembly.
AUGGAGCAGCCUGUUGCGAGAUCGAGAGGUCGUCCGAGGAAACGGAGAAAGGAGGAUGAGAAGGACAGCAAAUCUGUUCCCGACGCUAAGAGGCAAGCGUUGGAGAGGAAACCAGUUGCAUUGGUUGGAAGGUACGUGCUAAAGAAGUUCCCUAGGAAUGGUGUUUUUCUAGGGAAAGUAGUGAGUUAUGAAUGCGGUCUAUAUAGAGUCAUUUAUGAAGACGGCGACUUUGAGGAUUUAGAGAGUGGGGAAAUCCGGCCGAUUCUUGUAAGUGAUGCUGUUGAUUUUGACGCCGGUAUGGUAAAGAGGAGGACAAAAUUAGAGAAAUUAGUAUUGCAGAAUAGGGCUAAGGCUGCAGAUGUGGCUGAUACGGGUUCACCAAAACCCGUGAAGGAGGAAUCUGCUGUUGAUGUGACUGAUCCUAGUGAAUUGAAUGGUGGAUCAUCAAUUGAAAAUGAUAAGGAUGAGGAUGAUGGGGCUGAUGAUGAUUGUGUCUCUGUUUCUGAGGCUGAGACAGCGUCUUUGCCACCGCCGCCAUUAUUGCCACCGUCAUCUGGAACUAUUGGUGUGCCGGAGCUAAGUGUCUCCCAUCUUUUUUCUGUCUAUGGAUUUUUAAGAUCAUUCAGCACUCGAUUGUUUCUUCAUCCCUUUACUUUGGAUGAUUUUGUUGGUUCUCUUAAUUGUCAAUUCUCUAAUAAUUUGUUUGAUGCUAUUCACUUUUCUCUGAUGCGGGUGUUGAGGCGUCAUCUUGAAACCCUGUCGCCUGAGGGAUCCGAGCUUGCAUCACAAUGCCUUAGGUGCUACGAUUGGAACAUGCUCGAUUCAUUGACUUGGCCUGUUUUUGUCAUUCUGUAUUUGUUCGUCAAUGGGUUCACGAAAGGACCCGAAUGGAAAGGAUUUUACGAUGAGGUUUUUAGUGGCGAAUAUUAUUUGUUGCCUGUAAGUAGGAAGUUAGUGAUACUGCAAAUUCUUUGUGAUGAUGUUUUGGAAUCUGAUGAGCUGAAAACUGAAAUGAGCAUGCGAAAGGAGUCAGAGGUCGGUAUGGAUUCUGAUGCAGAAGAUAUCCUUCCUGCAGAAACAGGCCCCAGAAAAGUCCAUCCAAGAUAUGCCAGGACCUCUUUUUGUGAGGAUAAAGAAGCUAUAAAAUUGGUUUCAGCAUCAAUUGCUGUAAACCAACCUGGUAAUUCUAUUUCACAUUGCAGAGAAAUAGAUAGCACUGGGGAUGGGGAUGCUGAUAGAAAUGGAGAUGAUUGUCGCCUCUGUGGUAUGGACGGAACCCUUCUUUGCUGUGAUGGGUGUCCCUCUGCUUAUCAUUCAAGGUGUAUUGGUGUAAUGAAAAUGUUUAUACCAGAAGGACCAUGGUAUUGUCCAGAGUGCAAAAUCAACAUGGCUGGGCCCACAAUUGCAAAGGGAACCUCACUUAGAGGGGCUGAAAUAUUUGGAAAGGAUUUGUAUGGGCAGCUCUUCAUGGGCACAUGCGACCACUUACUCGUGCUUAACAUUGACAACAAUGAAGUUUGUCUUAGAUAUUACAAUCAGAAAGACAUCCCUAAAGUUGUCCAAGUGCUUUAUGAAUCCAUGCUACACAGGCCAAUGUACUAUGAUAUUUGCAUGGCUGUGUUACAAUAUUGGAAUGUUGCAGAAAAGUUCUUACCUCUUCCUCUUUCAACUGAAACAAAUAUAAAGGAUGAGUCACAAUUUCCUGCUCUUUUACUUCCUCCUCCAAGCGAAGACAACCAUAAGCCUGUUAGUUUGGUCCAGGGAGAGAACUCUCCAACUACUGCAAGUUUGAUUCACAAUAGUAAUAUGGUGUCUUCUAUUGAUGCUUUAGAAAUAAUAACUCAAAGUCCUGCUCUUGAAAGCAGUGGCAUUGCUAGAAGUGAGGUCCUUACUAUGAAUAAAAACCUUGGUGAGGAAACUAGAAUGGAGGCAAUAAUUUCAGCUGGUUCUGUUAGUCAUCAGUCCAACCUGAACUUUCAGAAUUCUGUCAAUAUGUCAACUGCUGUAGAUGCCACUAAGUGCUCUUUGAUAAACAGUCAAUUAAGUAAUUGUGUCCAUGCAAAUGAUAUGGGGCUGCCUUUGAAUUUUUCUUCGCAAAACAAAGAAAGUGCCCAAUUAGGUUUUGGAAAGUGUGAAUACAAUGCAAAUGCUGAUUUUUGUUACAUGGGUUUCUUGUAUAAACCCAUGUCAUACAUAAAUUACUAUAUGCAUGGUGAUUUUUCUGCAUCAGCAGCUUCCAAGUUUGCCAUCGUUUCUUCAGAGGAAUCUAGGUCAGAGGGUCUUGCGUCAGACAGCCAGAAGAAAACUGCAUCAGCAUAUACUUAUAUGCAAGCAAAAGCAUUCUCACUAGCAGCUUCACGUUUCUUUUGGCCUAGUUCUGAAAAAAAGCUCGUGGAGGUUCCAAGAGAGAGGUGUGGUUGGUGCAUUUCCUGUAAAGCCCCUGUUGCUAGCAAGAGAGGGUGCAUGUUAAAUCAUGCUCUUAUAAGUGCGACAAAAAGUGCUGUGAAAAUCCUUGCUACUUUUUCUCCUAUAAGAAGUGGAGAGGGAAUUCUUCCUAGCACCAUUGCAACCUACCUUUUAUAUAUGGAGAAUUGUUUACAUUGUCUAGUCGUUGGCCCCUUCACAAAUGCAAGCUUUCGAAAGAACUGGCGUAAGCAAGUGGAACAUGCCACAACAUAUAGUGCUAUCAAGCCACUUCUACUCAAACUUGAGGAGAACAUUCGAGUCGUUGCUUUUUGUGCCGACUGGGUUAAGCUGAUGGAUGAUUGGUCGGUCGAAUUUCCCACUAUGCAAAGUGCCACAUCUACUCUUGGAACAACUCAGAAACGUGCACCAAGUGGGAGGCGGCAUAAAAAGAAGUCAUCUAUUGAUGAAGCUACAGUUAAUGUUACUAAGGAAGGUAUGUGGUGGCGUGGUGGGAAAGUUACCAAGUAUAUUUUUCAGAAUGCAGCUUUGCCGAAAUCCAUGGUCAGAAAAGCAGCCCGCCAAGGUGGUUCUAGGAAAAUUUCUGGUAUUGUAUAUGCCGAUGGCUCUGAAAUUCCGAAAAGAAGUAGACAGCUUGUUUGGAGAGCUGCAGUUCAAAUGAGUAGGAAUGCCUCACAGCUGGCACUCCAGGUCAGAUGUCUAGAUUCUUAUCUUAGAUGGAGUGAUCUGAUUCGUCCAGAGCAGAACAUACAGGAAGGGAAAGGUCAAGAGACUGAAGCUUCUGCUUUCCGAAAUGCAAAUAUUUGUGACAAAAAACUUGUAGAGGGAAAAGUUUGUUAUGGAAUAGCUUUUGGGAGCCAAAAGCAUCUUCCUAAUCGGGUGAUGAAAAGUGUUGUUGAAAAAGAGCAUGGCCCAUUGGGAAAAGAAAAGUAUUGGUUUUCUGAAACUCGCAUUCCUUUAUAUUUGGUAAAAGAGUAUGAAGAAGGUAAUGAAAAGGUUCCAUGUGAAGAGCAGUAUAGUGGUGCAUCUCAGUUGCAUAGAAGGCGGUUGAAAGGUACCUGCAAAGGCUGCAAUAACAUAUUCUUUUACCUCGUUUGCAAGAAAGAUAACUUGGCAUUCUCGUGCUCUUCAUGUCGGAUGGCCAUUUCAAUUCGGAAUGCUCACAAGUGUAAUGCAUGUCAAGGUUAUUGUCAUGAGGACUGUUCCAUAAGCUCAGUCUUGAGACUCUCUACAAAUGGGAGAGUUGAGUGCUUGACCACAUGCAAACGAUGUCACCAUGCCAAGUUACUUUCUCCAAAUGUAACUAGCAAUGAAUCUCCAACCAGUCCCUUAAUCUUACAGAGACAGGAAACCAGCACUGGGACUGGGAUUAUUUUUAAGGGACCAAGGCCAAAGGCCAGUCAUUCUGAUGUGAAACAAGUCAAUUCCAUGUCAGGUUUGAAAGGAUCUAAGCGUAAAUCUCAUGAUCAAACUUCGACUUCUACCAAGAAAAAGAAUAGUCAUCCUGACACAAAACAAGCCGUGGUUGAUUCUACUUCGGCAUCAAUCAACCGUCGCAACAAUAAUUGUUCUUGGGGUAUAAUAUGGAAAAGGAAAGGUUAUGAAGAUACAAACAUUGAUUUUAGGAUAAAAAACAUAUUAUUAAAGGGAGGAUCAAACACACCUGAUUUGUCUCCUGUUUGUCACUUAUGCAAAAAUGACUAUAGGUCAGAUCUAAUGUAUAUUUGCUGCGAGACAUGCCAAAAUUGGUAUCAUGCUGAAGCUGUUGGACUUGACGAAUCCAAAAUUUCGGAUGUGUUGGGCUUCAAAUGCUGCAAGUGUCGCAGGAUAAAAUCACCUGUCUGUCCUUACUCCGAUUCAAAACCAAAGUCAGAAGUUAAGAAAUCACGCAGGAAGGCUUCAAAGAAGCAACAUUCUGGACCUGAUUCUGAUUCUGGAGCAUUUAAUGAUAUGAGAGAGUCUGAACCUGCUACUCCUGUGUUUCCUGUGGAGAAUGAUCCUUUACUUUUCUCUCUUGCAAAUGUUGAGCUGAUUACAGAACCUAAUAAUUUAGAUUCGGAUGAGUGGAACACUCUCUCUAUGCCAGGGCCUCAGAAAUUACCUGUGAGAAGGCAUGUUAAGCAUGAAGGGGGUGGCGAUGGUUCUGUUUCAGGAAUACCUUUUCAUGACGAAUUUUCAACAUACAGUGAAGCAGGUAGCCUGUCAAAUCCUGCAGAUUCGAUAUUACCUUUAGAUUACGACUCUGCUGAUUUUGACAGCAAUCUGCUGAGCAACUCUGAAUUUGUAAAUAAUGAUGACAACAUGUUUAACGAUAAUACCAUCUUCGAUGUAAAUGACCUGCUGCGCUCAGAUGACAGCCAGAUUGGUGAAGGUGAUGUGACUGAGGAAUUAUUGGGAUACAACAUGGACCAGAAUAAUGAAGGUGAUGUGCCUGGGGAAUUAUUGGGAUACAACAUGGACCAGAAUAAUGAAGGUGAUGUGCCUGGGGAAUUUUUGGGAUACAACAUGGAGAAUUCUGGUACCCCUGUUCCUGAAGAAUUUGGAGAUGGCAAUUUCUUUUGUUCUAAAUGUUUACAAACUGAACCUGGCCCUGAGUUUUUUUGUGGGACUUGUGGGGUUUUGUACCAUGCCCAUUGUUUGCCUUGGCCUGAAUCAGCUUCCGAUCCUUUACAUUGGACAUGUCAGACUUGCCGGGAUUGGCAAUAA